Molecule: messenger RNA, 1754 nt
Organism: Pungitius pungitius (ninespine stickleback)
Lineage: Eukaryota; Metazoa; Chordata; Actinopteri; Perciformes; Gasterosteidae
Gene: f2rl1.2
Product: coagulation factor II (thrombin) receptor-like 1, tandem duplicate 2
Exons: 2
Coding region: 100-1263 (387 amino acids)
Biological process (GO): positive regulation of Rho protein signal transduction; blood coagulation; thrombin-activated receptor signaling pathway
Cellular component (GO): plasma membrane
Molecular function (GO): thrombin-activated receptor activity
Source: RefSeq, a predicted model, not a curated record
GGACAGGUAGUCUCUGGGUGCGCCGUCCUGUCGUGGGACACAUUUAAGUCGCUGCGGGGAGACGUCGGAAGAGAAAAGACCGCAAAGCGGAACGCAGACAUGGAUUUUACUCGGUUAUCGUCGCUGCUGCUGAUCUUCUGCUGCUUUUACGCCUCAAAUGCCACAACCCCCUCCAGAGGACGGGGGUUCAUCGGCUACGUAGAUCCUGAAGACUCCAAACAGGCCGUUGUGGACCAGGUGACCUCCGACGCGCUGAAGAGCAACCUCACCACCGUCUUCCUCCCCGUCGUCUACAUCAUCGUGUUGGCGGUGGGGCUCCCCGCCAACGGCAUGGCCAUCUGGGUCUUCCUCUUCAGGACCAAGAAGCAGCACCCGUCCUCCAUCUACAUGGCCAACCUGGCCGUGGCCGACCUGCUCUUCGUCAUGUGGACGCCGCUGAAGAUUUCCUACCACCUCAACGGCAACGACUGGGCCUACGGCGAGCCGCUGUGCAAAGUGAUGGUGGGCUUCUUCUACGGGAACAUGUACUGCUCCAUCCUCUUCAUCGCCUGCCUCAGCGUGCAGAGGUACUGGGUGGUGGCGCACCCGCUGUCCCAGCAGAAGAGGAACAACAAGGUGGCCGUCGGCGUCUCCGUGGCCAUCUGGGCCUUCGUGUGGCUCACCAGCACGCCGCUGUACCUGUACGACCACACCGCCAAGCUCAAAGACCCCAACAUCACCACCUGCCACGACGUCAACGUCAUCCAGGACGCCCUCGACCCGUUCGCCUCUGUGCAGCUCCCCUACUACUACUUCAUCUUCAUGGGUCUGGUGGUGUUCCUCGUCCCCUGCGUGGUGAUGGUCGUUGCCUACGUCCUGCUGCUCCGGGCUCUGGGGAACAGCAUGGAGAAGAGCACGGCGUCCAAGAACCGCCGCAAGGCCGUGGUGCUGAUCGCCGUCGUCCUGGUGACCUUCGUCGUGUGCUUCGUCCCCAGCAACAUCAUGCUGGUGGUGCACUACUCGCUGCUGAAGGACGGGGUGGUGAACAACGGCUACGGCUUCUACGUCACCACGCUGUGCCUGGCCAGCCUCAACAGCGUCCUGGACCCCUUCAUCUACUACUACGUGUCGGAGGACUUCAGGAACCACGUGAAGAACACCUUGCUGUGCAGGAGCAGCAGGACCGUGGAGAGGAUGAGGGUCUCCUUCAGCUCCAUGAAAUACUCCAAGAAGAGCAAGUCGUUCGUGUCGAGCGGCGGGACCACGCAGAGCAGCUCCUGCUAGAGACGACCCCCCCCCCACCAGGAACCUCGUAGCACUGAGAUACAGUAGAUAGGAGGCAAGGCCCAGUGGUCACAACCAAGUUGUCUUCUGUGAACUGUUGACUGUGAAGAUGAAAUCCCAUUUUAAAACGUUUUAUGAACUGUUGUUUAGAGCCGAGUGUGAAUACGUAUUUAAACCUUUUCUUUUAAUGUAUAUAAAUGGAGAACGAGCCUGUUAAAUUACUGAGAAUUGUUCGCGGAACUGAAGAACAUUUCAAGCAAACACACGUCUGUGAUGAAGGAGGAACAGAUACUCAGGUGCAGCUUCAGACGAAACAGCGAUUUCCUAGUUUUUGUUCUCCUUGUUAAUGUUGUUGAUGUUGUUUAUGUUGUUGAUGUGGGCGCAUACCUGAAGCCAACACGUUUUUAUCUUCUUAAACAAUCGUUCUUUACUGUUGAUGGACAAAAAAGUUUUACCUCUGUUACAUAAUUUUUUGUAAUAAAUUAUUCAAA